AUAUCUGUGUUUUACAUUUUAGAUGGCAAAAUGUGGCUUCAGCAAGCAAAUCCUAGAAAUCAUGAAUAACACCGGCGUGGACUACGAGACCUUUGACAUCCUGGAGGACGAGGAGGUGCGCCAGGGGCUGAAAUCCUUCUCCAACUGGCCCACGUACCCCCAGCUCUACGUCAAGGGGGAGCUGGUGGGGGGGCUGGACAUUGUCAAGGUAGGAGCUGCUUUUAUUUGCAAUAAAAACUCCAUUUAUUGCAUUUCAAAUUUCCAUUUCUAGGAGUUUUCCUGCCUG
Zonotrichia albicollis (white-throated sparrow) is the source of this 286-nucleotide messenger RNA. The record is from RefSeq and is a predicted model, not a curated record. NCBI's taxonomy places the organism in Eukaryota, Metazoa, Chordata, Aves, Passeriformes, Passerellidae.